CUUUGUUGACGAUAUCCGUGUUGGUGGAAGCGAAUCGACGGGUGAGCGAAGACCAGUUAUCAAAACUGAUACGGCCGCAUGAUAACGUGCCCAUACUUGUGCGCCGAUUCGGGACAAAUAUGUGCCUAUGCAUGACAUCCGACGAGGGUAUCGCAGUUGAGUUGUUAAUCAAUUCAACGGUUUCCAGGAAUUGUGAAUGGCGAUUACGAAUCUCCCGGCACGGGAUAGGAUUUCAGCAAAUUUUUCCAGGCGACGACGAUGCUUCAUCUGAUCCUGUCCCCGUUCGAGCAGCAUCAGAUGGGAUCACAGUUCUCCAUCCUAUGCACUUCUCCACUUCAGAUUCGCAACAUCGUAUUGCUACUUUGAGUGUGAGCGACACCGAACAACCUCGUCUUGUCUUACGAUGGACACACCACCUGUGGCACCCGAGUUCCACUUGGCUUGUAUACGGUGGAAACAUAAGCAAAGAUGACGACCGCAUUAUUCAAUCGCAAGCUCCAUCACGUAAAGCCUCACCUACCAAUAACGUGACAGUGCAAAGCAAAUUAGAAUUACAUCGCGAACGUGAACUAAUACGAGUGGGUCGGAAACUCGUUUACGCCUUGGAGACAAAGGCCGAUGAUAUCGAACAGAUUUACAAACAGGAACAGAAAGCGCAUUGUGUUCAGCUGUACCAGAGAUUGAUCGCGAUUGUUCAAAAAGACCUCAUCAAUAGCUUGCGUAUUUUAGACAACUUUCACUAUGUGGUCGAACAGAUCGAGAUGAAAUUAGCCCAGAAUCCAUCCGUGUUUCGAGUAGACACUUUUCCCACCCUGAUGAGUAACUGGUUGUUGUUAUCGAGUUCACGCUGGGAGCAGCGGAUACAGCGACUCAUGCGUAAACGAAGGGCAGAUAAGCUAUUGCCGUGUGCCCCCAGCUUCACAUAUCCGCUUGAUUCCCCCUAUCACUUAGCAUCUGGUCGGAGCGAAUUCGCUAAAAUUUAUCAUGACCUAUUUUUGAGCGCUCAACACUUGGCGUCGUGGACAUCAAACGAGCGACACAAUUGGCUUCGGCGUCCUCGUGUCACUUCGUUUAUUCGCCAUCUUCAAACACGUCUGCCUCCAGUAGAUGAACUGCGUCAAGCGGUGCACAAAAUGCUCCGCUAUUUUAGGCUUCUGCCUAACAGUAACAGCAUGUCAUUAAUGAGUGACUUAACUUUUCAUUCAAGAAUCAAAGGUAUGUUUGCCAACAAAUCAUUAAUCGCGCCAAUUUUGAAGCGCGGAGCCGUGCUCAAAUUUGAAGAGCUUCGAUUUUGGCCGCCUCCUUCCAAACGCUCAGCACAUAUUCACACAACCGAUGCUACUGUGUCAGCUGAUGUCAUUAAUUUGCGACGUGAACUACUACAGCUCACGACUGACUCCGACUGUUUCAGCUGGUUCAUUGGUUAUUGGCAAAAACUGCGGGAAAAAGAGGCACCAUCCUCAUGUCAAAUUCGUAACUUCACCCCUCAGAACUUCGAUAUUGGCCGACAAGCACACAGCUUAAAAGUGUCGCUGUGAGACUAACUGAAGUGCAGUGAAGGUCAAAUUGUAAAGAUAAGCCCUUGCAAUAGCCUAGAGUAAAGUUCACAUUGGUUCCCCUCGUGAUCCGCUUGUGGGCUUUUUCAGCACCUUUCAUACGGCCUACUUUGGCUUAUCUGGGAUUGAAGCCAAGAAUGCGAUUCACUGAUGAUAGGGGGAUAUUUGGAAGCGUAAUCGUUUGUAUGAGCAGUUGACCGCUUCAUUUCCGUCACGGAGAUGUACAGCAAUAUAGGGUUGAAAACCAAACGAUCAUUUUCUGACCAAUUCCACUGUGCCUUUGGUUGUUUAUUCAUGUUACAUGACAACUUCACUCCUCAGCUUAUAUAUGUUAUCACUACAUGGAUCGAGCACACACACACACACAUACAAACUCAGCACCGGACGAAAGACCUACAGGGAAACACUCAUUAUGAGCUGGGUAAGAGAACGACUACAAGCCAUACGUUCCAUUUUUUAUCAUGUACAAAGUGUUUUUCAAUGUCCGGGAGCAAAACUUCAUUUUGCAUGUUUACUUAUUGAGAAGACAAUUUUGUAUAUACAUAUUUUUUGAAUAAACC
Molecule: messenger RNA, 2116 nt
Organism: Dicrocoelium dendriticum
Lineage: Eukaryota; Metazoa; Platyhelminthes; Trematoda; Plagiorchiida; Dicrocoeliidae
Source: the annotation of a GenBank genome assembly